UUCCUGAGGGAGGGCCGGUUUGAGCAAGCAUGGGAAAGUUCUCCCCACUUUUUCCGAUUACAUCGAUUCUUUUUAAAGAAGGCAAAACACAACCCGACCGGAGCAGCAGCGCAGUCCACCACUGGAUAGAGCGGAGGUGACAUUAAAGACGCACUGGUUGCUGGGACCUGUGAGGCUGUAAGGAGACAAACCCGGCUUCUAGAGAGAGAAAGGAGCAGAGGAUGUCCAGAGCUGACUGGUCCUUCCUGGAGCACCUGCUGGAGGAGGGCCAGGAGUAUUCAACAGCUAUUGGCCGGGUCUGGCUUACCGUACUCUUUCUGUUUCGCAUGCUGGUACUGGGAACUGCUGCUGAGUCUGCCUGGGAUGACGAGCAAGCAGACUUUGUUUGCAAUACCAUCCAGCCUGGCUGCACUGCUGUUUGCUACGAUAAAGCCUUCCCUAUAUCCCACUUCCGCUACUUUGUCCUCCAGGUCAUCUUCGUCUCCACGCCGACCAUCUUUUACUUUGGAUAUGUGGCUAUAAGGGCUGGGAAGGACAGGAGAAAAGAUGAUGAGAAGCAGGCUGAAGAAGGAGGUGCUGGUGGAAGAAAAAAUGGUCAAGUUCACACAGAAAGAGGCGAUAUCACAAAAAAUGAAGAGACAGAGAAAGAAAAGAGUGGCAUGAAAGGCAGAAGGCUAGAGAAGUCUCCCGAGGUGCCCAAACUGAAAGGCAGGCUGCUGGGAGCAUACGCAUUCAGCAUCUUAUUGAAAGUCCUCUUAGAGGUCGGCUUUAUUGUUGGGCUUUGGUUCCUUUACGAUGGCUUCUUCAUUGCACCAAAGUUUGAGUGUAAAAAGAACCCUUGUCCCCACACGGUGGACUGCUUUGUGUCUCGACCCACAGAAAAGACUAUUUUCACCAUCUAUACUCAGGUGAUUGCUGCCAUCUCCCUGUUACUAAACCUCAUCGAGCUCCUCCAUCUGCUCCAGCUCGCCAUCGCCUACCGCCUGGAGAAACGCUCGGCCCAGCAACAGGACUACCUACCUCGGCCUGAGCGGGAACCGGUGCGACAAAAGACUCCAGAACUCCAAAUGGAGGCAUCACAGGCUUAUAAAGUAGGGAGCCAUAUCGAGCUCGCCGUGCAGAGUGAGGCUGCACGCUGCCCAAACCCCUGUGAGAGCUACGGGGACAUGCCCAUAGAGGUGAACUGGGGAACUGGAGAUGCUGGGAGCGAUGCACUUCCCAGUUAUGUGAACUGUAUGGGUGCUAUGAGAAAGACACAUUCCCCUAGAGUCCAUUAUAAGAAACAUGCACACCACACGGGAAAAACUACUAAGGGUGCUCAUAAGGGACACUCAAAACAAAAGCAUUAUGUAUGAUGCAGUCAGUCAGACUCAUGUUUCUAUGGGAGUGUCUUUUGGGCUUCAGAUUUUUUUAUAAAUAUUUUCCUGCACACUUGACUAUCAGGAGUGCACAGUAAGAUACAGAAGAACAGCUACUGUACUGUGAACUUAAUGCCUCAGAGGCUGACAGACAUUCAAACAGAGAUUUAUCAGAUAAAUGGACCUAUUCAAAAUGAAACAUUUAAAGAGCACUCCCCAAGGCAAAGAAAAUGAGACUCCACAGUGAGAGAAGAUUAAAGUCAUAAGAUGCCUUCGUGUUACAUUUAAUGGGUUUUUAGUGCUGAAUAUGACAGUGGGCUUUGGAGAGGGUGUUGUGUGAGAGUUUACUGGAGAGCUAAAUUUAAAUAUACUCCCUGGAGAUUUGCACUGUAACCUCUUUUUGAAGCCCAGUUCUCUCCCAAAGGCUCUGUCCACCCUGUGGAAUGUACUGGUCUCUGGAUCAUGCUCAGGUCCCGGGAGGAUAAUGACUGCGUGGAUGCAGGCACGCACGCCUGCAUGCACACACACAAUAUAAUUUCCCAACGAGUUUUGGCCGCUCAAGUUGGGGAUGCGGGCUUGGAGAGCAGGAGCAGAGGGAAAGGGGAAACCAAACUAUGGGACUUAUUAUCGCCAAUAACCGCAGCAUUGUAUCUACGAAGAAAACAGAGAAAAGGAACGCACAGCACAAAGAAGGCAUCCAUUUGAAUGAAUGAAAACUAAACCUUUAGGCGGUUAGAGGUAGAUCUUACACAGCGACCAGGCUGAAAGCGGUACAGAAAUGUACAAAUUCAAAGAAAGGAAACAAGUUAUUCUGUGAAAACUGUAUUUAAUGUUUAUUUUUGAGAUAUUGCAAAGUGAUAAUAUUUAUUUUAUUUUUUUUGAAGAAAUAA
Messenger RNA from Pelmatolapia mariae (spotted tilapia), 2248 nucleotides. RefSeq names its product gap junction protein alpha 4 (gene gja4). The transcript is spliced from 2 exons. Gene Ontology annotation, cellular component: connexin complex. Gene Ontology annotation, molecular function: gap junction channel activity. The record is from RefSeq and is a predicted model, not a curated record. Gene Ontology annotation, biological process: cell-cell signaling. NCBI's taxonomy places the organism in Eukaryota, Metazoa, Chordata, Actinopteri, Cichliformes, Cichlidae. Bases 222 to 1355 code for a protein of 377 amino acids.